AAAAUACGAAUACUACAAUUCGUUGUGAUAAUUAUCCUGCAUAUACAUACAUAUGUAUAUAAAAGAUUCUUAAAGAUUAUAACUGUAAAAAAAAAAACAUAUGAAUGGCAAUUGCCUAAGUGGGCCUCUAAUGUUGGUGCACUUUAUUGAGUAAAAAUGUUUGAAAAGGCCAUGGAUACAACGAACUUAUCAUCUUCAAUUAAUGGCGAUCUGGACUCGACCAGCUCCGCCGGCACAUGCUCCGAAAAUUCCACAGCGCAGCAGGAUAAUCUCAGCUCACCCAUGGCGUAUGGAUCGCUAUUUUUGCCAAAUGCUGGCUAUCGCGGAAAUAUUUCGUGUAAAACCGUUUUACAAUUGGACAAAUUUGCGCCCUACGAAUCGACAGAGAAGGAUCUCAUUGAGCGACGAUUUCAGGACAUAACCAACGACUACGAUAAGUCGCCACCACCCACUGCUGCCACAACACCCACACACGCAUAUCCCAACCUGAACAGCAUUAUUUUUGAGAACGGCACUCUGGGCGAUCUGAAUGGCAACACAAAAUCGGACGCACUUUGCGGCAGUCUUCAGCGAGCUCCAGCAGGCAGCGGUGGUCAUCUGAUAUCCAAUCUGACCGCCGCACACAAUAUGACCGCCGUCGGCAGUUUCCCCAUCGAUGCCAAAAUGCUGCAGUUCUCCACAGAUCAGAUCCAGUGUAUGUGCGAAGCUUUGCAGCAGAAAGGCGACAUCGAGAAACUAACGGCCUUUCUGUGCAGCCUGCCCCCCAGCGAAUUCUUUAAGACAAACGAGAGUGUGUUGAGAGCUCGUGCCAUGGUCGCCUACAAUCUGGGACAGUUCCACGAGCUGUACAAUCUGUUGGAGACGCAUUGCUUCUCCAUCAAAUAUCAUGUGGAUCUGCAGAAUCUCUGGUUCAAGGCGCAUUACAAAGAGGCGGAAAAGGUGCGAGGUCGCCCCCUUGGAGCUGUAGAUAAAUAUCGACUUCGGAAAAAGUACCCUCUGCCCAAGACCAUUUGGGAUGGCGAGGAAACAGUGUAUUGUUUUAAGGAAAAGUCUCGCAAUGCGCUCAAGGACUGCUACCUCACCAAUCGCUAUCCCACACCCGACGAGAAGAAAACGCUAGCCAAGAAGACGGGCCUCACCCUCACCCAAGUGUCAAAUUGGUUCAAGAAUCGGCGGCAAAGAGACCGUACGCCACAACAGAGACCUGAUAUCAUGUCCGUCUUGCCUGUCGGCCAGUUGGAUGCCAGUGGAUUUCCGCGCAUGUUCAACGCACCGAGUUAUUAUCCUGAGACGAUUUUUAAUGGGCAGUAGUACUGAAUACAUAUAAUCUGAAAUGAUGACAGCACUGCUUUGUAAAUAGAUUUAAUAUUAAUUGGUCAUAAAAUGGCAAUAUAUUGUAGUUCUAGUGUUUAGUUAACUGCAUUCUGCUUUAUAUGUAUAUUGUACAGAAAAGG
Molecule: messenger RNA, 1454 nt
Organism: Scaptodrosophila lebanonensis
Lineage: Eukaryota; Metazoa; Arthropoda; Insecta; Diptera; Drosophilidae
Gene: Six4
Product: homeobox protein SIX3
Exons: 4
Coding region: 157-1311 (384 amino acids)
Biological process (GO): regulation of transcription by RNA polymerase II
Cellular component (GO): nucleus; transcription regulator complex
Molecular function (GO): DNA-binding transcription factor activity, RNA polymerase II-specific; RNA polymerase II cis-regulatory region sequence-specific DNA binding
Source: RefSeq, a predicted model, not a curated record